UGGAUGUACCUGGGAACAAGGUCCGUUUUGUUUCGCUCUCUAUUUGUUCAAGCUUUUAAAGGCGUUUAGUGUCGCUAGAGUAUAUUUCAACGCGAUCUUCACCUAUUCUUUAACGUUCAACUUACAGGUUUUCUGCUGUUAUCUUUUCUUUUUCGUCACCUCUUCUUUUGGACAUGGUCAGUGGACGUCGUCUUAACGUCUCUAUCAAGGGUGUGCGAGCAGUGGGGCGUACUCCGGCCAAAGCAAGAACUAGCAGCAGUAAUUUAGCUGACCCAACUAUACCAUGCACCGUUAACUUAACGGACAUCUUUUCCUUGAGUUCUCAAAUAGCCGAUCUUCAAAAUGAAGUGGUGAAGCUCAAAAGGGUCCUCAACACAUUAGAACCUUUUACUGACAGACUGACAGCCAUAGCAGCUAUGAUGCAACCCAAGGACCUCAUGGAAUCAAAGCAUGCGGAAUUGGCUGGAAGGUUCAUUAAUACGAUUUGCACCGAGGUAAUGGAUCGACUAAAAUGUCUUAAUGAGGUAGUGAUUUAUAAUGUUCCAGACCGCCUGCAUCUGCAAGCCAUUCGUAAAAUACUGAUGAAAGUGUGUGGCUUGGAACACAAUCUUCUAAGCUGCACGAGGCUGAGAAAAAAGGUUAUGAAAAACCAAUGCCCUCUCUUAGUCAAGUUCGAUAACGAGAGCUCGGCUCUUAAGUUUCUCUCCUAUCAAGGGGAAUUUAGGACCCGCACCACGUUUCUUGACUUAAAGUUAGUACCAGCGAGAACGGCAUUGCAACGACGUUACGACAGGCUAACCGAGAGUUCUGCACAUAGCAGAUGUGUUCAGGCCAAUUGUGACAACUCUCCGAUGCCAGUGCACCUAAGUGACUCAGGUACUGUGGACCUUGACAUUUCGUCUGAUAUGGAUACUGGAUCGCUUGAUUGCUUGGAAGAACCUGCAAACCCUGGGACCAGUGCUAUCCGUAAAGUCACAUCAUACAUAGAGCAAAUCAGCCAGCCCGCGAAUAAUAUAAGAAAACCCUCGAUUUACACUAAGUGUUCAGCUACUAAUACAAGUCGAUCAGUCAAACCGGAAGGGCCAAUGGCUGCCGAACCUCUAAGGCAAUCUUUAAACAACUCAGUUAAACCGAUGUUAGCAAAAGGCGACGACGAUCGAAGCGAGCUUAGCAUAACCAACACUCAGCGAACAGAGCCGCCAACGCCUCGAGCUAAAAGGCCUCGUAUACGGACCACACCACCGAGUUCACCUGAGCCGCUGGGCUCAACGCCACCAGCUUUGAAAAUAAGAAAAGCGGAGACGCUAGCACCAUACAACGCUGCGUGCGGGAAUGGAUUGUGCAGCGCUCUAGUGUUCAAUGUUCCCGACGACAUAUCGGUGGAAACAUUUAGGCGUGCAAUCAUUGCAGUUAAUGGCAUUGCAGAGAAUGCCUUGCAGGUUCAAAGAUUGACUAAGCGUGUAACCCAAUUUGCGGGUCCCAUCAAACUGAACGCAAAGGAUGAGGAAGUAUUGCAUACUCUCAUAGCUAACCGUGAACAGCUUCGCAGUGCAACAAUGCUAAGCCAGCUUACAUUCGGGCCGCUGAAAAGAAGCUUAGGUUGGGCUGCGACUAAUCCUAACAUCAUUGCAGGCUAUAGGCAACGCGAGCUUGGCGCAUCCAAAAAGAGACAACGAGCUACACCUAACCGCUUAGACAGCAUUGUGUCUAACACUACGAAGGAUCCCAAUGUCAAACGGGCUUGCGGAGCAAACUCACCUAUUCACUCACCGACGACGGCUAUGUCACCCACACAAGCCUUAAUUAGCGCAAGAUCAGUAGACAAACAGUCGCAGCAGCCGGGUUGGGACAAUGCGUUGUUUAGCGUACUUGUAUUUAAUGUUCCGGAUGGCGUAUCGACGGGCGAGCUUCAGAGCACAAUCCUUAAAGUUAACGGUAUCGCGGAAAACUCGGUACACGUUGAGAGGAUGGUCAAAAGAAUCAGUAAAUUCCCAGCCCCAGUCAAAUUGACAGUAGACGAUAGUAGAAUCCUGCGCACUGUAAUAUUGAAUUGUGAACAACUUCGCAAUGCUCUCAAGUUAAGGCAACUUUAUUUUGGCCCACCACGAGGGACACUACCCAACCAUACCCCAGAUACUUGUGAGACGGCAUCGCGUACCACCACCGUUACCAAUUCACCCACGGAGAGCACUGCAUGUGAUAAUUUACGCAGCUCCGAUCAACUACCUGCGCAUCCAGGCUGUUAUGUACCUGCUACAUCCCUCAGACUUUCGCCGCCGGUCCAGAUAAAAUGGCCAAAUAGUCCACUACUUCCUACCCCGCAACCUGCGCAUUUUUUAGGCCAGGUGGGGAUGAGCCGCGACAGUUUCAUCCCGACACCAAACUCCUCGUCGCCCAACUACCAACUGCAAUGCCUUCUCACCCACUUCUUACAACUACUGCAGAUAGCGAAGUAAGCAUCAACGGCUUCAUCUCGUCAUGCGUAAAUCUAAUAGACCCCAAGUGUUCUUUCUCACUUCUACUUAUAAAUGCUAGGUCCCUAAACAAUAAAAUGCAUAUCUUGCGUCCGUUGUCUGUCCUCGCCGACCCUGAUGCAAUAUUUGUCACGGAAACAUGGUUUUCCCCUUAUGCUUCAGAGGAGGACUACUCACUUCCUGACUACCAGCAGUUUAUGCAGUCGCGUACGCACAAACGAGGGGGCGGGUGCGCCAUUUAUGUUAAAAAUACUUACCCAGCAAAAAUGUCCGAAAUGAUGAACGCUGCUGAGGCGAUGGAUUCAGUAUGGAUAACGGCUGAUAUCCUGGGAUCCACGAUAUUAUUUGGGUGUGCUUAUAGACCACCUGAUACCUCAGCUAAGGGUGACAAGGCACUUAUGGAUGCUUUUGCGCAAGCGUCAACUUUUCCCUGCGAUUACAAGCUCGUUGCAGGAGAUUUCAACCUACCUGAGUUAAACUGGUUCUCACCUGCUGCAACAACGAAGUAUGCUGCCCUACAAGCAUGCAUCAAUUUAGGCGGCUGGACGCAACAUGUAUCUGCUCCAACCAGGGAGGAACACAUCCUUGACCUAAUAUUUACUCUCAGCAUCCCAUCAACGCGAGUGGCAGUCGGCCGGGAAUUCCCGGGUAGUGAUCACAGAUUAGUGCAUUGCUCGGUUUACUUAAAGCCACAUACUGCCCACCCAACAGAACCAGGUGCAGUCUUAGUAUACCGCCCGAUGCACCUCGUCAACUGGACAACCUUUGCUGUGCUCGUCCGAUCAAAUAAUUGGGAUGAUUUCUUUAUGUCUGAUUCAGUGGAUCGCUCGGCUGAGCUGUUUUAUGAGGAAAUACUCCACUGUCUCGACUCUCUAGCUCCCGUGUCGCAUCUAAUAAGGCAUUCUUCUAAAAGUAUGACCCAAACCAAAAUGCAUAACAGAAUGCGUCAGCUUAGACGAUCCUAUUACAAAACCUUCAAUUUUGCUCACAUCAUGAGAGCGAACGAGAUGGCAUACCAGUUUUCUGCCAGAGCUAAGCAGCAGAAAACCAAGCAAGAAAUCGCCGCACUAAAUAGUGCGAACAAAGCUAAGAGUCUCAGUUGGCUGCUGCGCUCUCGAACCUCUAACUUUGGACGAAAGUUCUCUACUCUAAAGAUCAGUCCCAACGAAACGUCUAGUGACCCAAGAAUUUUAUGUGAAGCCUUCAGCUCACAUUUUAAAGAAUCUCAGUGUUUGGAAAUAAGCUCAACCUUUCAGGCCAUGAAGGUACCCGGUAGCCAGUCCCUGUCCUUUGUACAGUUUGACCUAAGUAGUGUCCGUUCCGCGAUCUCAACUACCAAGCCAUCCUGGGACCCUGGUCCAGACGGAAUCCCGCCCAGUCUACUUAAGAAUGGUGGUGAAGAUAUCCCUCUGCUUCUUCUGAAAAUCUUUACGUUAUCAAUGCAAAAAGGUCAAUGCCCGGCCGCAUGGAAACAUUCUAUCAUAGUGCCAAGACAUAAGGGCGGAAGCCUACAGGAAGUUGGUAACUAUCGCCCCAUUAACCACACUUCCAUUAUCUCGCGCGUGAUGGAGAAGUUGAUUAAAAAAGCCCUCAUGACUCAUCUUUACGCAGGCGAGCACAUAAAUGAAUCUCAGCACGGGUUUCUAAGUGCUCG
Messenger RNA from Dicrocoelium dendriticum, 4128 nucleotides. The record is from the annotation of a GenBank genome assembly. Lineage: Eukaryota; Metazoa; Platyhelminthes; Trematoda; Plagiorchiida; Dicrocoeliidae.